CGUGCAUCGUGCGGUCUCGCGGAACCAUUCGUCAACGACUACCCUGGACGGCGACACCAUCUGCUCGUCUACAGCAUGGAUUCUUCAUCAGGAACUAUAGGCUGCGGGACUCAGACAUGCCUCCUUAUGUGGAAGAAUGUCUAUCUGUACCGCGUGCGUCGAGUCUGGCUUCUGAGUCUGCUGGAAAGCGCCUUUGCCCUGCUCGUCUUAAUCGGCAUCUGGAACGAUGCGGCGGACACCACCUCCGUUGUGCCUGUGCCUCCCAAGCAGGUGUACAAGCCGGCGCAUCCACUUGACGGCUUUACCGGUAACAUAUCGACCAUAUACUAUGCACCCGACGCUGCGUUCUACCGUAUGCUCUGCGCCGAAGUUGCUUCUACCCUAGGUGUACCGAUGGUUAUGCCAUUCCAGACGGAUCAGGAUAUCGAUACACACUUGCAACGCAAGAAACAAAAGGCAGCUCCUGGUAGCAUCGUGGCAUUAAUUUUUAACAGCAGCCGUAGAGGCCGAGGGCGUCGCCAAACGGUGAUGUCGCAGACUAUGACACGAUUCUUCUACACUGUUCGCAUCAAUGGACUCAUCUUCGACAUCAACUUAGACUACGUACGAGACCUGGUCUGUCCUGGACCACUGAACUUAUCUGCCUACAAUGAGACCACGCAUCUUCUGCCUGUACAAUACGCCGUAGAGAGCGCCUACUUGAAGCUUGUAGCAAAGGCGAACGGCCAGAAGCUCGAACAUAACGUAUCUCUCCAGAGGUUCCCUUACCCUAGUGUCUACCCGGAACAGUACAAGGUAGCAUUUGUUCGAACCGUCAUUCGCUUUGGAAUAUCUUUCUUGCUACCAUUCUGCAUGCUGGUUGUCGAGUUGGCUCGUGAGAAAGCAAGUGGACAACGUGAGAUGCAGCGCCUGAACGGUGUCAACGAUUUGGUCUACUGGUUCAGCCACUUCGUGAGCGCCCAAAGCUUCCUCCUUCCACUAGAAGCCCUCAUGGAAGUGUUUCUCUACAAAGUCACAAACAGCAAAGGGCAAUCAUUCCUCGUCAAGGCCGAUCCUGUCCUCGUCUACCUUGUACUCGUCCUCUAUGGAAGCGCUGCCAUCAUGCAUGCUUUUUUCAUAUCUGUCUUCGUUAACAGCUAUGGUGCUGCCCUGGUGGUUUCUCCUCUCUACUGGAUCCUCAGCAUCCUAGUUCCAUACCUGACGAUUGAAAAUCCGUACGGGUUUGGUCACUAUCUGAUAUCUAGGCCGAAAAAGCUGAUUUCAUCUUUCGUACCCGGCAUGUGUUUACAUUGGUGCUGGAUCGUUAUCGAAAGAUUCGAACGUUUCAGUGAAGGGGCGAACUGGACAAAUUUCUACGAUCGCUCAGCGACUCCCGACAAUGUUACUCUCCUGGAGUUGCUGCUAGUGUCUCUGCUGUCUUGUCUUCUUUUGAUGUUUCUAGCCUGGUACCUCGACAAUGUACUCCCGUUUGGUGUCGGAUUGCACCGCGCUCCGUGGUUUCUAAUACAGUGGUCCUACUGGUCCCCACCUGUAAUUCAACCUGAGCAACUGAGGAACGUGUACCAUAGCUGCAAGUUGGUGCCCGGGAGGAUGAUCCAAACGUAUCCUAGAGACUCUGCGCCUGUUCUGUAUCUGGUGCGCUUAACCAAAUUUGUCCGAAAUAAGCCAGUGCUUCGACUGGUGAACCUGAGAGUCUUCGACAAAGAAAUCACAGUCCUCCUUUCUGGUCGCCAUAGAGCUGCUUCUCUUAUGCUCCAGAUAAUCACCGGUUACCUUGCCCCUGACGAGGGUCAAGUGAUUGUGGAUCACUACGACGUCCAUCGGAACCCGAGAGAUGCCCGAAGAUGCUUCAGUUUCUGUCCAGAACAAAACGUGAUUUUCGCGGGCCUCACCGUAGAAGAGCACUUACUGUUUUAUGGUGUGCUCAGCGGCAUCGAUAGUGUCCUGAUACGGUUCGUAGUUUCCGAGCUUAUGGACGACCUCAACAUGAAUGCUAUUCGUUCGGAGUUCCAGAAAAACCUUGAUGACAGCCAGCAACGACUUCUGUGCGUCGCCAUAGCCAUAAUUACGUCAGACUCGAAAAAGCUUCUGGUGCUAGACAAGCCUACGAGUAAAAUGGACCCACAGACUCGGCGCGACGUUUGGGAACUGCUCCUGAAGAUUCGUCGUUUUCGAGGAAUCAUUCUUUGCACAGAAGACGUAGAAGAAGCUGAUGCUUUGGCUGACAGGGUCAUCUUUCUGCAAGGCGGGCAUAUCAGUUGUGCUGGCGCACCAUCUUUUCUACGAGGUCGUAUCGGCAUGGGAUACCAGCUCCACUUCCAGAAAGGCGCGGCAUUCAAUGAUAAGCUCCUGAAACAUAUUUUACGAAGGAGAGUGCGUUGGAUUCAACGCGUCUCUGACAACGCCAAUGAAGUGACGUACAAGAUAACCGACAGCGAAGAUCCUUCCACUACGAUGCGUGACAUCGUCUUGGACAUUGAACUUCGGCAAGACGAAUUGGACAUCGUUAAUUUGGGAAUUACAGUGAGAACUCUGGAAGACGUCAUCCUCAGGAUUAGGGAUAGAGGAAGCGCUACAAGUGUCAAGACUACAGCGUCACCCGGGGCGUCCAGUACGACAGAAACCGUUGACCUGUGGGGCAGAGCCACAGAACCCGGUACGCUACGUUAUCUCUCAACCCUACUCUACAAGCGCUACCUCGACUGUAAAAGAGCCCUGAGACCUACGCGUUGGUGCCUACCGGCUGUCGUGUUCCUCGUGUGGGGUAUCUGCGAGUACAUCAUUCUCGAUCCAGAGCAAUCUGUUCAGAAAACACUCGACUACAAGCUCGACGAACUGUUCAACGAUCCGCAAGGAUUUUGUGAAAUUCGCGGAACAGAAGGUCAAUGGAAGAACUUCACCAGCCAGGUGCUUUGUCGAACCCUGUGGCAAAGAGGCCUCGAAGAAAUGCAUCUAGAUCCGACGAGUCCUUCAGAUGACCUGCUCGAAAUAUCGAGGAUGUCCAUGUGGCGUUUCAUCUUUCGUGUGCAGAUGGGCACGGUCGUGGAGAACGAGCCAGGCUUCAGGGUGAACUUGUGGUACAACGGCCAAUGCCCACACACGCCCUUGGUCCUCCUCAGUUUGUACCACACGGCUGUGCUUCGGAAUUUGACUGGUGAUCCCGAGGUCGUUAUCCAGUUGAGGAACGCACCAGUCACGUUCGCUCCGAUGCAGUCUGAACAGACGCUGGCCGGUCUCUUUCUGGAGUCCGAAGUGGGUCGGAUACCUCGCAGCACAGGAUAUGUCAUAUACGCGAUCAUGGUGCGCAUACUGGCCAGCUUGUUCGUGCCCCUGGGCGCAUGCAUCCACGCAGCGAGUUUUGCGGAUUCUGCGGUCAGGGAACGUGUGACAAAGUCCAAACUCCUGCAGCUGAUGACUGGACUGUCUGGCUUGCUCUAUUGGGUCGGCAACUUCGUCUUCGAUAUGGGACUCUGCACCGUACACUCAGUCGUGUUUACAGCAGCAGUAAGGUCUUGUAGGACGAUAUUGGAAGAUUUCCUGUAUGUUGCUGCCGUGUUCGCUGUCUUCAUGGCUUACAGCGCGUCCGUUGUUCCUCUGGCCUACCUGGCAUCGUUUCUGUUCAACAGCGCCUCUGCUGCCUUUUAUACUCUCAGCUACGUCUACCUCUGUGGAGGCGUAUUCGGCGCAACGGUUGCAGCUAUUGCUGACCUGGUGGACAUUGAAAGAUCAAGUGUGGGCAUGCUGGCGGUGACCGCGCUGAGGAGCUCUCCCAUGCAAUGGUUGCCAACCUUCUUGCUCUGCCGCGCCCUCAUCAAACUAAUCCUUUUGCGGAAGGAGAACCUUCUGUGUAUGGAACGUGGCGAAGAAUUGGACAGCUUCUGUAAUUCCGAAGAAGUGUGGCGCUUCAGUAAUUCGCUUCACAAAUGCUGUAUUGCCAUUAAAAUGGGCGAAGAGCCGGAAAUUACCCUUCCUCUCAGCCUGUACGGGAAGCAUACUGGUGGCUACGAAGUCGUCACGAUGCUUCUACAAGGUUCAAUUUACUUUGCUAUCAUCGCCUUCCUCGACUCUGGUCUCAUGUACCGUUUCUGGUGGGUGCUUCAUCGCAAGACAUCCAAAGGGCCCGGGACACAGACACCAACUCCGUCCCGUCCGCAAACCCCCAACACAACCCGCAUGAGGCAUUGCUCUGUCGCUGGCGCUUCCUUCGAUGCUGGGGUUAUGGAGGAACGAAAGGUAGCGGAAAUCAUCCUGAGAGGGGACUACGCGAAGUCCAAGACGCUCAUUCUCUACAAUAUGAGGAAGACAUUUGGUAUUUGUAAGUCCCGUGCUGCUGUGGGUGGGGUGUCCUUGACGGUAGCCAAAAACGAAUGCUUUGGAGUCUUGGGUGUGGCUGGAACGGGAAAGUCGACGCUACUGCGAAUGCUCGCUGGAGACCUAUUCGUUACUUCCGGUGAGGCAUAUAUGGAAGGCCUGGAACUCACCAAGCACACGCGACGUUGGCAGAGAAUGGUUGGAUAUUGUCCAGCUGAAGGUGGACUGAUUGACACCCUGACAGGACGGGAGACACUGAAGAUAUACGCCUACCUUCGAGGAAUACCAGACGUGCCGGAGGCCGUUGAUGCUUUGAUGAAAUUCGUCGACCUACCGGAUCCCGAUGACCUGGUUGACACGUACACUCCCGAAGGCAGGAAGAAACUUUCCUUGGCGAUUGCGCUCCAGGGUUCUCCCUCCAUACUUCUACUUGAUAUUCCAGAAGUUGAUCUCGUCUCGCUAGGGAAUGUUCACAAGGUAGUCCAGGCUACGCGAGACACACGACGGAUCACCAUUUUACUAACCUGCAACCGUCUGGGACGAUUCGACGUCUUGUGUGAUCGGGUCGCCAUCAUGGUAGCUGGACGCCUGGAAUGCAUAGGCUCUGCUAAAGAGCUGCAAGCUGGGCGUGACGUCACCAUCAACGUGGAUGCGUAUCCGGACCGCAAAAACGACACGGCCCACUUGCGAGAGAUCGCUGACGCAGUUCUGGAGGCGUUUCCCGAAGGUUCGCGAGAAGAUCCUAUCGGCUGGAGGAAGAGCAGUGGGCGCACAACAUAAGACUAAAAGUCCGCUAUGUCGAGACUGGGUCAACGCCGCGACUGACGCUCUCCGACGUCGCUGCUCCGUUUUUCGCAGUAAACAUGCGUGGCUUGUGCUGGUUGGGUUCCACACUGAAAUUCGGGGUCUUUCUCCGUUACUCCUGAAUGCCACCUUCUUCCCAGUAUGUGCCGUCAUGCUUCUGAUGUUUCCUUCCCCGCGCAUGAAUCUUGCUCCAUUAAAUCUUGCGCCAUUAACACAUUUU
Messenger RNA from Ornithodoros turicata, 5335 nucleotides. RefSeq names its product phospholipid-transporting ATPase ABCA3-like. NCBI's taxonomy places the organism in Eukaryota, Metazoa, Arthropoda, Arachnida, Ixodida, Argasidae. Gene Ontology annotation, biological process: lipid transport; transmembrane transport. Gene Ontology annotation, molecular function: ATP hydrolysis activity; lipid carrier activity; ATP binding. The transcript has 23 exons. Bases 76 to 5091 code for a protein of 1671 amino acids. Gene Ontology annotation, cellular component: membrane; intracellular membrane-bounded organelle. The record is from RefSeq and is a predicted model, not a curated record.